AUGCUGAAACGCUCGCAGUCUCAUCAGAGAAAAAACUUCAAGCUUUGUGAAUUCUUCAAUCGUUGUGGGAUCUUCGUAGCCAGUGCGUGUACGGAUGAUUCAAUUGACGAGGAAAUUCGUGUAUUCGGAUUGAUCCGGUCCCGUUUCGGCCAUCGUUGUGAGUAUUGUGAUGGAUUUCUGGAAAAAGUGAACUAAAUCCGUGCGUGAAUGAUGAUAACAAAAGGCCCAUGGUCAACAACCAAAAGAAGUAGUGAAAAAAAUUAAGCUGCGUUGCGAGCUCGGAUGCAAUUUUUUUACAGGUCAUUCAUUCAUUUGUUCUCAAACGAAAAAGAAAAAACAGUGUGAUGACGAGAAGGCAAAUCGGUGAAUCUUUGUAUAUACUGAAUAUUCACUGGUUGGCACUGAUGUGACGCGAUCUCUGCUUCUGGGUGCUUCCACGGUGAACGUGAUUCUGCUGGCAAAGUAACAACAAAAACUGGUGCAAAAUCUGAAGUGUUCCCGUUUGGGGUUACGCUUCGAAUCGACAAGUUUGUUCUCUGCGACAGAAAAUUCAAGUGUUCCUCAUAGUUAUCCUGAAGACGAGUGGCGGUGAUGGUAGUGGUGUUUGAAUGAAAGAAAAGAAUUUGGUUUCUGUCAUCCUGCCUGGUGAUGUGAAAAUGACUUGGUCCAUUAUCACUGAAAUUUUAUUUUCGUGACUGUGUUUUGGUAACAGUAAUUGAAUCAUCAUAUCAAAAUAGUUAUACAGCAACGCUUGAGAUCUGCUGAACAAACAAAAAAAUAGAAAAAACACUUCCCGAUACCGAGAACAAAGCCACGCAAAAAUUUGCGGUUUAGUUCGGGCGAAGUUAAUUUUCGCACCAAGUGAGAUUUGUUGUUGUUUUGGAAGAUAGCAGUGACGGAUAGGUGCAAAAUAUGUGAAUCGAUUGCCGUAACAGCACUCGGUUGUGUGCAAGAAAGAAAACGAAAGGAAACAACCGAAGAGGCAGCUGAAGGAAAAUGGUAUUAUGUGGUCAAUUGUGCACCCCGUUCCGCCCCUGAUGAAUCAGCACUCGGAAAUGCUAAUGAAGAAGAUACGAGAAGUGGUGUUAUGAUUCGGUUUUUAUUACCGUUGUUUACCUGGGUCUCGUUUGGUGAUUGUUGCCCGCAAGGUGAAAUGAUAAUUACGCCAAGUGCAGCUAGCAGCACCGUGUCGAGCGAAAAACGGAAGCAGAAUCCAUCGAUUGUCGGCGUCGACAGCAGCCACUGCGGUUCCAGGGACACUCCCAAUCGCGUGUGAAACGUUUCCGCCUGGUAUAUCCGCAAGCAAGGCAACUAGUGAACCUCGAAGACAGAGAAGAAGAAGAAGAACAAGAAGAAUCUGGUGCAGGAUCUUUUGUGAAGCUUAUAUAAGUGUAGCUUGAUUUUUUUAUAUUCCGAUUCUAGUGGGUGAAAGCUGGGUACAUUGUUUUUGCCAGAGUGAAUGACACUGAUAGGGCCAGGAGCCCCAGGAAUGGCAUUUAUGAUGAAGAAGAAAAAGUAUAAGUUCACGGUGGAACUUCAUCUGGAGGAACUGGUUGAGGUACCGUUCGUCAAUGCGGUGCUUUUCGCGAAAAUUCGACUGCUGGACGGUGGAUCCUUUCAGGAGCAUAGCAAUAGAGAGGAGGUGAAGAAUCACACCGUCAAAUGGGGCCAAAAGUUCGAGUUCCCCUGCAAGAUGACAUCGAAUGCGUCCACCGGGGUGCUGGAUCCUUGCACGGUACGAAUAUCGGUGCGGAAGGAGAUUAAAGGUGGUAGAAGUUAUCAGAAAUUAGGAUUUAUAGAUUUAAAUUUAGCUGAAUUUGCGGGUUCUGGACUAACGUCCCGGAAGUGUCUCCUGGAGGGUUACGAUACCCGACAUCGACAGGAUAACUCCAUGUUGAAUGUGUCGAUACGAAUGCACAUGAUUCAGGGUGAUAUUUUGUUCAAAGUUCCUUCGCCAAGUCCAAAAUCAAAAACGACUCCCCAGGAUAAUCUCGGGCUUGGUCUGCAAUCUGUGUCCGUUGGGGGUUCACCUGCGGUGGUAGCACCGGUAGCUGCCAAUCGUGUCUCUACCAAAGACGAUUCAUCGAUCACGUCUGGUUCGUCCGGCUUCGAUUCGUUAACCAAGAAGAAAACUCCCCUGUUCGCGACAGCUGAUUAUCAGCAAUCCAUCGAGCUGGAUCCACAGUCCUUUUUGGUGACCGAUUCCGGUAUAUCUGAAUCUUCCGAACCGCCAUCGUCACUGUUAGACUCCACUGCCUCUCAGGCGACACUUCCUUCCCUGCAAACGCACUCCAUGGUCAACAACGCGCAGUGUCCCGUGGGCAGUGGAUCAGUAGGAUCUGGUGGAGCAACGUGCGCAACGGUAGCCACGGCAACGUCCGGAACGGUACCCGGGAACAUAGAACUGGGUCAUUCCCGUAACUCGAGUAACACUAGUCAAAUGUCCAAAGGGUCCGGUUACAGUAGUUUCUCCCAGAGUCAACACUCGCGGCAAAGCUCCGAGGGCGACUCGGGACAUCAAAGGUUGCGUUCGUCAUUGCAAGCUAAGAGUCAAGAUGCUCCGAAAAAACCUAGCUAUUCUUCCGUAGUUAAUGGUAAACGUUUUGCUAAUGUUAAUAAAAAAUUCAUCACCAGUGUCGCUGGUCCCGGAGCGACCACGGCAGCUGUCAAUGGCUUUCGCGGUGGAGAUGGCAGCAGCAGCAGUGAAGGAACACCCACCAAGGUCAUGACCACCCAACGGUUACUGAGCAAGCUAAGGAUCCCGCAAAGUCCUAACUCGGAUUCAGGGGAUGAAACAUUUGUCACACCGGACGUUACGGUCAUGUCGGACGAGGAAGCAUCGAGUGAGGACAGGACCGAUUCUGGACUUGAUGAGUUUGGCACUCCUACGUCGGAUAUUCCGCUGGCGAGGUUGAUGAAAAUGAAGAGUAUGAAUAACCUCUCCGCGACGAAAAGUAACAUAUUUUUCCCGGAGAUCGAUUUAGACAAUUCAUCGAAGGAUAAUGGUCGAUAUUACGGUACACCUGGCCAGCAGAGUUUGAGUCGCAUGAAGUCGUUGGGGAAUCUUUCGGCUUACGAACGAGAGUUUGGAGCGACUCCGGUAGACUUGCUCAAAUUGAAAAAGGACUUCGAAUUAAGAAGGUUCAGUUUUGCGAAAAUGAAAUCAUUAUCCGAUCUGAACGACGAAAGUGAAGAUUUGCUGGCACAAAGAAGAAAACAAGUAACGAAAGAGAAUGAAGUGAAUUCACCUUCUCCCAUUGAAGAAAAAACAACAACGUUCCAGAGAAAUGGAAUUGAUCUUGCGCAUCGUUUCCAACCGUUUCAAAUAAGAAAUUCCUUCCAUAGUGGCAUCUACCGCAAAAAGGCCGGUAUUGGCUAUACUCGCUACAUCGGUAUCGAGGAUGAUACGCCAUCGCCACUGACUAAGAUGUGCUCCAUUCCCACUCUGAGUGCCACCGAUCGCAUCGAUCCCAAUCCAUUCCUGACUCCCAACAUAUGUCGGAAACGAUUUUCUUCAUCCAGUAACAGUCCCGAUGAGAACGAUCAGUCUCCAGUGGAAACUCGAGCGGCCAGAAAGCUUGUUGUCGAUGGCGAUGUUGUUGAUUCAGCUUCGUAUCAGCUGCGAGCCCCGUUCGAGCGCAAUUUCCGUAAAAGUUCUCCACCAGAAGACGUCCGGUCCUCCCAACCGAUGGCACCAUUCCGACAGUCCGAUAGCAACUUUUACAACAUCAUUCGCAACUAUCCGAUCGGAAAAUCUUCCUCGGUUAAUUUGGAAUGGCUCAAGCACCGAUCAUCGUACAAUAACUUUCCGUUGAGCGUCAAACCUACCACAACAAUAUCGAAUGCGGGAUCGGCAGGACCACCGCAAGUAACGUCACCGACGAAAGCGCUGAUCCAUCGAACAGCACCAAGUUCGCCAUCUUCAAAUCCAUACAGUACUCGCGUCUAUCAUAGGUUGGAGGAUUCACCGAAAGCUAGAAAAUUCCGAUCACUAGUACGUGUGAUUCUGAACCUAAUCAUUAAAAGACAGACGAAUCAGUCGACAAGCAUUAACAAUAGCAAUAGUUCAGCCCAAUUAAAGAAUAUUUGCGGUUUGCACCGCCGCCUUUUGGAUGGCAGUACUCGUCAAUUAACCUCACUAACCCUCGUAACACCAGUGGCAUCAGCGGCGGCACCGGGCAGCGGUCCGGCCGUACCGUCGACCGCUUCCAUCAGUCCCCAGUCGUCAGCUGCGUUGGCUGGUUUGGGCACUGACCACGACCGGGCGACCGACACGCAAAGUUUAGCGUUCUGUGAUCCCGCUUCUGGUGCCGGAACUAAUAAUGGCCUGUCCAGCACUAGCUCCACUACUAACACCGGCAUUGUUGGUGGCGGGAACUCAUCCACACUAGGCCUUGUUACGCCAACGUCACUAGCUUUAAGGCGUCCCAGUGCUAACAUAAAUCCCAGUUCUAGUUCUAUUCCAAUGAGUGAAACGGGUUCGCUCGAUCGGAUGAAAUCGGCGGCAGAACGACGGAAGAAAGGAGCGCUGGAAGGUGACAGCGGGACGGUGCCCAAUGUGUCCGGCCGAGUGGAAGGAACCCGUGUUAACACCGGUCUGAUAAUUGACGAACUACUGAAAAACACCAAGCUGGACCACCUGGAGGAAUCGGAGUCCCCAGCCGGUCUCGCGCUGUACAUCAGCAGCGACGGAACGACAACUCUCGGUAGCCACGAGGUCAAAUCACGAAUGCCGGCCGGAGUGUUCAAACAGGUGGUGAUGGAAAACCCGAGAUAGUAGCAGCAGUAAAGCCGCCUAGCGAUGUCCAAGUACUCCCGCACUCGUCACAGUCAUGAACUGCAAUAUUAUCCCGAGCGUCAUGUUUCGCAUAUGCUUUUCUGCAGUCAUUUAACAGGAAAUGUGCAGAUCUUCUAGCGCAAGUAAAAUGUGAAUAAACUACUACAAAGUUGAACUAAUCGCUUCGAUACUAUUACCUUUUUAUUUGAAAAUGAAGAUUUUUCUUUUGUUUUUUUUUCUCGACAGUCUGGUUAGGAUUUCUUCGGUUUAGGCAUGAAUACGUAAAGCUUGGUCGUUAGUAUUAUUAUUAUUUAUUACCUUUAGUUCGAAAUCUUAUGCCAUCAUCAAUGUGUAUUCCACACAAGCUAUUCUAUCUGUGACGAUAAAAAUGCAAAUAGAUGCACAUUUUAAAAAGAGUCAUACCAUUUAACAAAGCAAACAUCUGUGAAAAGAUAUCGAAAUAUGGUGUGAAUGUUUUCCUUGGUAUUAAAUUUUAUUCUAUAAUUUUAAUCAGUUAGUUAAUUUGUCCUUAUGUGUACAGAAUAGUUCGGUCAAACUAUGCGAAGAGAAAAAAAUAUUAUUGUUGUGUAAAUACAUUGUAAAGUAUUUAAUGGUAAAGUAAUCUUUAAUUAAGAAGAGAAACUAAUUGUUGUGAUUUUUAGAAACGGCAAAUUUUCCAAUUGUAUUGGGUGAAUCGCGCAACUAGAAUUGCAGGAAACGUAAGCAAAAACAGUGGACUAUUCAAAUAAAAUAUCCAUUAAAAAUUGCAGUUUGGAAGCAUAAUGACAUUGUUUGACGGAAACGUAUCCUAUUUUUAAAAUCAAAAAAUGAGGCAACGGCAAUGGGAACACGUUUAGUAGAAAAAUAAGAAAAAAAAACGCAUCGUGAAGAUCAGAGAAAAAAACAGUCAAAGAUUUAAAACGAACCAUCAUAUGAGUAAUUUCUGGUGACAAAUUAGCGCUCCACACGUUGGACAGGAAAUAAAACAAAAUUGCAUGUAUCACAACUCAACAAUAAACACAAAAAAUAAAACUAGAAACAUGAGGCUCAAUUCAAAACCAGUA
Messenger RNA from Malaya genurostris, 5841 nucleotides. RefSeq lists its product as uncharacterized. Lineage: Eukaryota; Metazoa; Arthropoda; Insecta; Diptera; Culicidae. The transcript has 13 exons. The record is from RefSeq and is a predicted model, not a curated record. Bases 1460 to 4777 code for a protein of 1105 amino acids.